AUAAUUAACGUUUACUAACGUUUAAAUUACUGUAGUUAAUUAGGGAAAAGUUUAGGUAUAUGGGUGAUUGGGUGAUAAUGAAAGUAGAUGUAUCAUUGAUAAAAGUCGAAACCUCGAGUACAUCUUUUGAUAACUUCAAAAAAAAAAAAAAAAAAACUUAUACAGACAUACACUACAAACUGCAUUUACGUUCUCCCUGAGUUCCUUCGACCUCCGCCACUGCAACUGCUGUGUAGAUUGUACUUCUGCAUUCAUUAUUGAGAUUUUUUUACCAAGUGUUGACUAGCUUCGGCAUAUUCGAAGGCAAAACAUGGGUUAUACCAAGGAGCAGCUCCUGGAUCGGUUGAAGGAACUUCAAAUUGAAUUUGAGAAAUAUGAGCAUCCUGUGGUUCUAACGGUGGAAGCGGCACUGAAAUAUCUUGCUAAUGUAGAUGGAGCAUUUUGCAAAAAUUUGUUUCUGAAGGACAAAAAACAUAGAUAUUACAUAAUUUCUGCCCUAGCAGAAACCAAAGUAGACAUGAAAGUUUUAUCUGUGAGGCUUGGUUUGGGCAAGGGAGGCUUAAGAAUGGCGCCUGAAGAAGCCUUAGGUGAAGUACUUCAGGUGCCACUGGGUUGUGUAACUCCAUUUGCAGUAGUGAAUGAAUCUGCAAGGCACGUCUCGUUGUUAUUGGAUCAAGGUUUGAGAACUCAGAGGCACAUUAUGUUCCACCCAUUAUCUAAUGACAUGUCUAUAGCUCUUUCUACUGAUGACCUGGACAAGUUUCUGAAAUCACUAGGAAGAGAACCUGCAUAUGUUGAUCUCGAGGCCAAUCCUCCUGUUGGCAAGGACCAACCUCCUGAUUUGGCUGCGUUUGCACCGUCUAAUGCCAUUGCUGUGCCUGAAGCUGCUGCAAAAUCAGCCUCCACAGAACCUGCUCCCCAGAAAAGUCAAUCAGCAAAUAGUGACCUUGUCACAGGCAAAGCUGUAAAGAAGCCUGCCGUGGAGAAAAUUGUAAAGAACAAGCCGGCAAAAGGUAAAACUGCAAACGCAGCUGCAUCAACACCUUUUUCUAAUCCCCAGUUUUUCGUGGAUGAAAUAUUGGAUAGAACUUCUGCUCUAAUACUUUCUGAGAUUAACAAGGAGACAAUAUCAAUGCACGGAGAACAGCUUGGAGCUGUAGCAUCUGACAAUAUCCGAAAAUGUCUUUCCUCAGAGCUGAGCCACCUAGCUAUGCUUUAUAAGAGUACGGCUUAUACAGAAGGAUUUCAUGCUGGCUCUCAUCGUCAUGAAUCUCAGUUAUGAAGAGAGUUUGCUUAUAUUGCUUGAAGGAGAGGAUUUUACAUCAGCUGGCAGCUAUUACUGUUAGAUCUUUAAUUAAUUGCUCUGCUGGGAAUCUGUCUGAUUCAUACUAUUCUCAUUUAUUACAAUUUUUUGGAGAAUUCAUGUAAAAUGCAUUAUAUCACUCUUUAAAAAGGUAUUUUAUGAAUGACAAUAAUUAGUCUUAUA
Molecule: messenger RNA, 1486 nt
Organism: Chenopodium quinoa (quinoa)
Lineage: Eukaryota; Viridiplantae; Streptophyta; Magnoliopsida; Caryophyllales; Amaranthaceae
Exons: 13
Coding region: 311-1282 (323 amino acids)
Molecular function (GO): aminoacyl-tRNA deacylase activity
Source: RefSeq, a predicted model, not a curated record